AUGUCCUCCUACCGUCGUCCAGACAAUCCGGAGAGGACUUUGUGGACCGAAUUCGACGAGAAGGAGGAUUGUGGCGUCACGUUUUCCAAGUUUGGUAUCGAAACGUGCGAGGAGAUGAUCACGAGGGAGGAAGAUUGCGACCGAUCAGCGGCCGAGAAAAGUCGUCGCUGUCGGACGGAAAGAAGAGUUGGCGCCAAAAAGUCAUCGAAAGAAGAAGAAAAAGGAAAAGACACGCUUCCACCCUUUGAAACAACACCAAAAACAAUCAAUACGAAUAAUAUCUCCCCGGAAAGGAUCGCAGAGAAGGAAGAAGAAGAAGAAGUGAAAGAAGGAAAAGAAAAAGCGACGAGAAGAGCAUCGGUGUUGUGCAAGCACGAGCGAGGGAAGAAGAGUCCAUCGUCGGUGUUUAUAUCCACGUCCUCGUCGUUGUCCUCGUCGUUCGAGGAUGGAAAAGAAGAGGGAGAGGAAGAGGAGGAAAAAAACAACCAACAACAGGAAGGAAGAGUCGCUGACUCGACAAAUAUUUUUUCCGAAGAGGCAGAGAAGAAAAUAUCUGCAGCCUCCUCUUCCUCCUCUCCAUUUUCAGCAACGGGAGGCCAAAAAAUUAAUAGGAACAAAAAUAGGACUUUUCGCGAGGAAGAAGAAGAAGAAAAUGAGCACACGAUGAAAGAAGAUAAACAGUCUGGAUUCGACGUCGAGAAGGAAAAAGAGCGCGAGUUGCGACGGCAGAAUGUCCUCGAACGCGUGCAACGAGUGGCUGAAAUCUUAGCGCUCACUCCGACAACAACACCAAAAAAAGAAGGAAGUACAGAACGAGAAGGAAGAGAAGAAGCAAACGAGGAUACUUUUGCGGUAAAUAAGAAACAAGAACGCGUGGCGUUAUCUUUGAUCGAUGAGGAAGAUGGUGAAACCGAGUUAUACUCGAAAGUAGCCGCGUUACGUCUCCAACUUCGCCGGUAUAAAGAACUCGCCAGCACGGCGCAAAAACGAAACGAGGGAUGGGAAACUGAACGCUUUGAACUUACGAAGGAAACGAAUGAAUUAAAGAUUGAACGAUUCAAAUUGAAGAGCUGUUUGGAUGUGCUCAGCGCUCAGCAGCAAGUGCAAGAGUACGUUGAAUCUUCGUCCUCGAACAGAGACGAGGAGGAAGAGGAGGAGCAAGCAGAAGAGAAUAGUAGAGCGAGCGAAAAGAAGAGGAGAGCGAAAGUAGUAUCUGAGGUGCUCGAGAAAGCGACGUUAGAGAUGGAGAAUGCAGCAAAAGCGAAUGUUGCCGCAGAUAAUCGAUCUGUGCAGGCAAUGCGAGAAGCGCAACGGCUCGAAGAUGAACUCGUAGCGCACAAAGAAGCAUCUCGAGAAGAAAAUGAAGCGCUCAUGAUUGAAGCCAGUCGGUCGCGAAUCCGAGCGAGAGAGUUUAAGCGCGAACUCGAAGAGUCCAAGGAAAACUUCACAUUAGUCGAAAAGGAAAUGAGAGCGGCGCUUGCGAAAACGAUAGAAGAACACGAAAAGGUAAUGGACGAAAAGGAUAAGAGAACGCACACUCUACGCCUGAGGCUUGAGGAAAUAGAGAAACGCAACACGUUUUUGGAAAGUAAAAACGAGGAACUCGAAACUGCGUUGGAAAGCGACGCUGGUGCAUAUUACGGUGCGCAACUUAGAAAAGUGCGGGAGGCGCACGAAGAGAUGCUAUCGAGAGAACAAGUAAAGUUGGAGAGAGUACAAGAAGAGCUCCGCAUCGAAAAGGAAAAAGCGGCCAAAAAUAAAAGCGAGUUUGAGAACGUCAAACGUGCGCUCAAGUCUCGAACAUCUGAGAAUGAAAAAGACAAUAUCGCGGCGUGGUCGAAUGCCCUCGGAUUAAACGAUAUGGAUGAUAAUAAUAACAUGAUUUCAUCGCUAUCAUCUCCAUCUUCUCCGUCUUCUCCAGUAUCUUCGGCUACAUCUUCUGAUUCAGCGGCGGCGGCAUCUGCGACCAAGAGACUCCAAAUGAAGCAACAACGCAUCGAGAUGCAAGACUCACUUUUGCGCAUGGCUAAGGAUGAAAUCGAAGAAUUGAGGGAUAUCAAUAGGCGACUUCUCGAACGUCAAACGAGUCGAUGUAAUAGCUCGGCGUCUCUGUAUCGUUCGGACUCUGCGCAGGGGAUUCCGACUGUUCCGUCGUCUCGCGCCUCGAGUCGUCCCUUGUCUCGAACGAGCAGCAGAAAUAAUAAUAAUUUCAAUGCUUUCGAUGAUCACCAAAUCCCAGAAGACGACGAGUUGUCUUUAGAAGCGCGCGAGUUCUUGAAUUCUCCGUAUUAUUGCGGAGUAUCGCCACAUAGGAAGAAAAGAGUCUCGGGUGAGAAACUUCGCAAGACUGAUUCCUCGGUUUCGCUCAGUUUGCGUGAGACGGCAAACGACGACGUGAACCUCGCACCUCUUGGUUCAUGGGCAAGCUUUGAAGCUGCAGCGGCAUCUCCAAAAAGCGACGAUCACACGGACGACGGAGACAUCUUAUCUCUGACGAAUACCACGAAUGCAACUUCUGAAGAAGAAGAAGAAGAAGAAAGAGAAGAAAGAGACGCGGAGCUUUUACACAACUCUAGGAAACUCCAAGCGUUUUUUGAAAAGAGAGCCGCUGCGCUGUCUCGCAGCUCGAGCGCUUCUUCUCGCUUGACCGAGCAUCGAGGUUAUAGCGCGAGCAAAGCUUUGGAAAUGAGCAUCAAAGAAGGUGAAGCGGUAAUGCGCUCCGUGAAUGUGCGCGCGUCAAAGCACUUUUCGAGACCAACUGGGAGCAAAGGAGCCUCUGAUCGAUAUUACGACGAGAAUGGCGAGUGA
This is a messenger RNA of Bathycoccus prasinos, 2808 nucleotides long. RefSeq lists its product as hypothetical. The transcript has a single exon. The record is from RefSeq and is a predicted model, not a curated record. The coding region runs from base 1 to 2808 and encodes 935 amino acids. Lineage: Eukaryota; Viridiplantae; Chlorophyta; Mamiellophyceae; Mamiellales; Bathycoccaceae.